Molecule: messenger RNA, 1452 nt
Organism: Trematosphaeria pertusa
Lineage: Eukaryota; Fungi; Ascomycota; Dothideomycetes; Pleosporales; Trematosphaeriaceae
Product: ammonium transporter
Exons: 4
Coding region: 1-1452 (483 amino acids)
Biological process (GO): ammonium transmembrane transport
Cellular component (GO): plasma membrane
Molecular function (GO): ammonium channel activity
Source: RefSeq, a predicted model, not a curated record
AUGGCGGAAGUUCCUGCUCCUACUCCCAUCACCGAAUGGCCGGACUACAGCAUUACGCCUACCGGCGGCGACGUGUUUACGCAGGAUCUGAAUGCGCCGUACGACAAGGGUGACUUGUGUUGGAUGCUGGUGUCCACGGCCAUCGGCUUCCUUUACGCCGGAAUGCAUAGGAGAAAGGCUGCGUUGACUAUGAUCUUCCAAUCCCUCUUCUGUGCUUGCGCUGUGGGAAUACAAUUUUGGGUCUAUGGAUACUCUCUAUAUCAAUCACACACGACCGGUCCCUUCCUUGGAGACCUCUCCCUAGCCGGUCUCCACAACGUCCUAGCCUAUCCAUCCCUCGCCAACACCGACAUCCCAGACAUCCUCUAUGCAGCGUUUGGCUUCACAUUUGUAACAUGCACGGCUAUGAUCUUAGCAGGCGCAAUGCUGGAGCGCGGGCGCUUGUGGCCCUCCAUGCUUUUCCUGCUCUGUUGGACGACCUUCGUCUAUUACGUCCUCGCAUACUUUGAAUGGAACCCCAACGGCUGGCUCUACAAGCUCGGCGUGUACGAUUUUGCCGGCUCGGGACCUGUGCAUAUUGCUUCGGGCUUUUCGGCGCUGGCUUGGGCGAUUAUGCUGGGCCAUCGCAAGGACCCACAUAACGAGUCUCUGCACCACAAGGUGCCGCAUUUCAAGCCGCACAACCCAUUCCUCGCCGGCCUGGGUACAGUCUUGAUCUGGUUCGGAUGGUACGCGUUCAACGGCGCCUCCACGGCCAACCUCUCCAUCCGCUCCAUCUACGUCGUCGUCAACACGAACCUCGCCGCCUGCGGCGGCGGCAUCUCCUGGGUCCUGCUCGAGUAUCUCUUCAGCAAGAAGUUCAGCAUCAUCGGCUUCUGCUCCGGCAUCAUCAGCGGGCUGGUCGGCAUCACGCCCGCGGCGGGCUUCGUGCCCGUCUACGUGGCCAGCCUCAUCGGCGCCCUGACCUCCAUGUGCUCCUUCUUCACCGUCAAGUACAAGCACCACAUCGGCGCCGACGACGGGCUCGACAUCUUCGCCAUCCACGGCGUCGGCGGCUUCGUCGGCGACAUCAUGACGGGCUUCUUCGCCGCAAAAUUCGUCCCCGCCCUCGACGGCAUCCUCAACACCUACGAGGGCGGCUGGUGGAACCACAACUGGAAGCAGAUGGGCUACCAGCUCGCCGCGGCAUGCACGUGCGCGCUGUGGAGCUUCGUCAUCAGCAUCAUCUUGCUGUUUGUUAUCAAUAAGAUCCCGGGCUUGCAUAUCAGGGCGAGCGAGGAGGAUGAGCUCCGCGGACUGGAUUGCAAGUAUCUGCAUGAAGCGGAUCCCGAUGGCGAGAUGAUGGUGCUGAGUGGGUUUGGCGCCGCGACGCCUGGCAUGAGCAGGAGUCCGGUCGUGAGUGGACCCGCUAGCAGUCAUGAGGUGCCUGUUGUGCCGGAGAAGCGUGAUUGA